Molecule: messenger RNA, 1865 nt
Organism: Macrobrachium nipponense
Lineage: Eukaryota; Metazoa; Arthropoda; Malacostraca; Decapoda; Palaemonidae
Gene: SpdS
Product: spermidine synthase-like
Exons: 10
Coding region: 477-1385 (302 amino acids)
Molecular function (GO): catalytic activity
Source: RefSeq, a predicted model, not a curated record
AUGUUAUCUCCAAGAAGAUGAACCCAAGCAAACCAUUGCGUGCUUAAAAAAUAACAUUUUUGCAUGCGAGAUAGGUGCUGUAGAUUGUACCCGAGAACGCCACAAUAGACGAACAUGGUUUAAUGGUUAAUUUUCUAAUCAGAGUCAUGAACUGGAUAAAAGCGGCGUUUACCGACUGUGAACUGUGACUGACUUCAUCAGUGAACCGUCGGGUCAGCAUUCUAUUCUGUGACUUUUGUCAAGGCUUGUGUGCUAGUCAGGAGAGGACGUCAGAUUUGGACUGUCGAUUGGUUAUUAUUGGUUUGGCUGUAUGAUUUGAAAUUAAUUUUAAGAAAUAUCUGGACGGAUCGUGAUCAAAGUUACGAUUGCGAAGAGUUGAGAUAUUCUUCUUGUCAAUAGAAGUUAGAACAGUGGUUACAACACCCCAGAAUAGGAAUCUGUGCUCUUGACAGGAUUCUCACUACCCCUUAGAUGCGAUGGAUCAAAAUCUCAAAGGAUGGUUUACUGAACGAUCCCCCAUGUGGCCGGGUCAGGCGUUUUCUUUGCAAGUGAAGGAAGUUCUUUUGGAGGAGAAAAGUCCAUUCCAGAGCAUUCAGGUCUUUGAUAGUACUCACUAUGGAAGAGUUUUGGUACUGGACGGAGCAAUUCAAUGCACAGAGCGAGACGAAUGUUCAUAUCAAGAGAUGAUCACAUUUCUGCCUCUCAACUCGCAUCCAAGUCCUAAGAGGGUGCUUAUCAUUGGUGGGGGUGAUGGAGGAGUAGCACGGGAGGUUAGCAAACAUCCAUCUGUGGAGCACAUUGUUCAGUGUGAAAUUGAUUCAAAGGUGGUUGAGGCUUGUAAAAAGUACAUUCCAUCAAUGGGUUGUGGAUUCAGCUGCCCCAAGCUCACUCUCUAUACUGGAGAUGGCGCUAAAUUCUUGGAAACCACGAAUGAGAAAUUUGAUGUAAUCAUCACAGAUGCAUCUGAUCCUGUAGUGAAUGCAGACGAAGGUGCUGGAACUAAGGAUGGUCCUGCAGCUUCCCUUUUCAACGAAGAUUAUUAUGUAAAGAUGAAAGAGAAGUUGGCGGAAGGAGGAAUUCUUUGUUGUCAGGGUGAGAACAUGUGGCUUCAUGCAGAGUUGAUUAGCAGACUCUUGAAGAAAUGCCGGUCCAUAUAUCCAGUGGUUGAUUAUGCUUACACAUGCACACCGACUUACCCUUCAGGCCAAAUAGGAUUCAUCCUUUGCAGUAAAAACCCUCAAACUAAGUUCAGGGAACCCGUCACAAUAUGGAAUGACGAUGAUGUCGAGACAUUUUCUCUCAAGUACUACAAUGCCGAUAUCCAUCGUGCGUCAUUCAUAAUGCCAACAUUCAUGAGGAAGGCCUUGCAGAAAGCACAAGUAUAGAACGUCACAGGUUUUAUAGUACAGGUUCACAUCUCUGUUGUAUAAUAAAUAAACUAGUACUAGUUUAUUUAGGUUUUCAGUUCUGUUGUAUGUAUUGUAGUUUUAGUUUUUCAGUUCUGCUAGUUUUAUUGUUAGUCAAGAAUCAAAGGUUUAAAAAAUAUUUUUGUAAAAUUUUGUAUUGAAAUGUUGACCGGUUACAUGUAGACCUAGGUUUUUAAUAUGCUUCUAUUCACUGUAGAUUGAGAACAUUUUGAACAUUAAAAUACAGUGAGCAAGAUAUGGUAGAGUACAAUAAUUGGCACUCUCACAAAGGUAGAAAGAAGCCAGCUUCAUGACCCCAGAGCACUGGACAGCUUCACUUGGUAAUUAUUAUUAAGUAGUUUAACCAAACCACUAAGCCAAAAUACCUAUUUUUCAUAGGGCUUGCCAAAAUAUUUUCCAUUCUUUAAAAAUAUGAUAUAGUAAUUAGCUAACUGGAUA